AUGGAGGAAGAUGGAUUGUUAGAAGUGGAUUUAGAAAUCAAAGAAACCAAGGACCAAGAUGAAGAAGUGGCACUGCCACCUGUCAAGGAGAAAGAAAAGGUUAUGAAACCAACCAUCAAACUCCCUUACCCUCCAAGACAGAAGAAGAAAUAUCAACAUGAAAAAAAAAUUGAGAGUGUCAUUCUUCAAGGUAUGAAAAUCCCAGUGAAAAAGAAAGAUAGGGGAUCGGUCACUAUUCCAUGCACUAUCGGUGAUAGAAAAUUCAAGAAGGCUCUGACUAACUUAGGAGCGAGUGUAAGCUUGAUGCCUCUAUCCAUCUAUAAGAAAUUAGGCAUUGGCACCGUUCAAGAUACUCGGAUGACACUUCAGUUUGCUGAUCACUCUGUUAGGCGACCCUAUGGGAUUAUGGAAGACGUUCUUGUAAAAAUUGACAAGUUUGUUUUCCCAGUUGACUUCGUCAUUCUAGAAAUGCCCGAAGAUGAGGAGAUUCCUCUCAUAUUGGGCAGACCAUUCUUGGAGACAGGACGAUGUGUGAUAGACAUAGAGGAAGGAACAAUAACCCUCAAAGUCUAUGAUGAAGAGUUAAAGAUAGAUAUACAGAACAUAAUGCAAUACAAAGAUGAUAUUGGCACAAGCCACACGGUAGAAAUAAUAGAUCAAGUAAUUGCUCAAGAAAUUGAAAAGCAAAUGCCCCAGUCAUCGUUAGAACGUGUCUUGAGUCUAUCGAUUUUUGAAAGUGAUGAAGAUGAGGGUGAUUUUGAGGUACUUGCUAUGAUGGAAAAACAACCUAAAUGGAUUGGAUGUAAAUCACGUCGGUGGGAAGAUUUAAGGCCACCACCACCUGAUAUCACUAAAGAACCCAAAACAAGGGAAAAUUUGAAGCAGCUACCAGCAAAUCUGAAGUAUGUAUUUCUAGAUACUGGAAAAAAAAUGCCCAUUGAUUAUCAAUGCCAGUCUACAAAGUGUCCAAGAAGCAGAAAUCAUUCAAGUGCUAAAAAAAUACAAGGGUGCAAUCGGAUGGGCAAUCGAGGAUUUGAAAGGUAUAAGCUCGACAGUUUGCAUGCAAAAGAUCUUAAUGGAAGAUGA
Messenger RNA from Lathyrus oleraceus (garden pea), 1086 nucleotides. RefSeq lists its product as uncharacterized. Gene Ontology annotation, biological process: proteolysis. The transcript has 2 exons. NCBI's taxonomy places the organism in Eukaryota, Viridiplantae, Streptophyta, Magnoliopsida, Fabales, Fabaceae. Gene Ontology annotation, molecular function: aspartic-type endopeptidase activity. The record is from RefSeq and is a predicted model, not a curated record. Bases 1 to 1086 code for a protein of 361 amino acids.